Molecule: messenger RNA, 6185 nt
Organism: Pipistrellus kuhlii (Kuhl's pipistrelle)
Lineage: Eukaryota; Metazoa; Chordata; Mammalia; Chiroptera; Vespertilionidae
Gene: NR4A3
Product: nuclear receptor subfamily 4 group A member 3
Exons: 10
Coding region: 1233-3161 (642 amino acids)
Biological process (GO): cellular response to corticotropin-releasing hormone stimulus; regulation of transcription by RNA polymerase II
Cellular component (GO): nucleus; transcription regulator complex
Molecular function (GO): RNA polymerase II cis-regulatory region sequence-specific DNA binding; nuclear glucocorticoid receptor binding; zinc ion binding
Source: RefSeq, a predicted model, not a curated record
CAGCGCGGGUCGGAAAGGCCUCCGGGCUGGGGCUGGCUGCACCGCGUAGUUUCCAUUGUGCCACCCGGCGAAUGGCCGGGCAGCGCGCGCGCGCACAUUCACAACACGCGAGCGCGCACACACACACACACUCCCUCGCACACGCGGAACCGGCUGGGCCAGGGGAGGAGGGAGGAGGAGGGUGACGUAGCGUCCCAUGGCGUCACAUUGACGUCUCGCAUUCCAGGCACUCUAUGGAGAGGCCGCUAGGGCUCCUGUGGCAUAAAUGACGUGCCGGGAGGACGGGCGAGCGCGCAGCCGGGAGAGCGGAGUCUCCUGGCUCCCGCCCCCCAGCCCUCCAGCUCCCGCUCCUCCUCCGCUCCCCACACACAGACGAGCUCACACCCGCUGCCUCGCUCGCACACACAGACACGCGCGCACACACGCUCCAGCGCACACACGCUCCGCUCUCUCCCGCGCGCUCACACCCCUCUCGCCCCGCGCCCUCGCGGGUGCAGCGCGGCGGCGCGGCGGCCGGACGCCCCUCCCGGGCUCACUUUGCAGCGCUGACAGCGGUGGCCGUGGAGGUGGGAGCGGCGGCGGCAUCCUUGCCCCCGGUCCUGGUCGCGGCCGGAGGAGCCGGGACGCCAGCGGAACCCCUCGGCGGCGCUCUCCCAGGAGUCGGGAUCGCAGCAUCCCCUCCUGCCAGCCGCUCGCUGCCGCCUCCGGGAGCCGCUAGACUUGGACCCCGCAGCCCCUCCGGGACAGCAGCUGUGACUCCCCCUCCCCAGCGCGGAUUUCGGGACAAGCUCUCUAGAAACUCGCUCUAAAGACGGAACCGCCACAGCACUCAAAGCCCACUGCGGAAGAGCGCAGCCCGGCCAGCCCCGGCCCGGAGACUGGACCCACCGCGGAGCUGGGCAGCACCGCCACCGCUUCGCCUGGUCGUCCGUCUCCGCCUCCUUCCCUCUCAGCCUCCGCUGGAGAGACCCACAGCCCCACCAUUCAGCGCGCAAGAUAUCCUCCAGGCCCACAUCACCUUUUUUUUCAAGUCAAGAUUUCAUCCCAUACACCCAUGACUCAAUCAGAUUUGGAAAUGUGGAUGGUGCAAACUUCCCCCAGUCCAUUUCCUGGGCCUACUUUCCCACCUCAACACCUAGCUGGCUGAAGUCAUCAGCAGGGUUCCAGCUUGUGCAGGCUGCUGGCCCUGUCUGGAAGAGUGGGAAGGGGGUGGAAGAAAAAGCGACCACAAUAUGUAUAUGCCCUGCGUGCAAGCCCAGUAUAGCCCUUCGCCUCCAGGUUCCAGUUAUGCAGCACAGCCCUACAGCGCAGACUACGCCGCGGAGAUCAUGAACCCCGACUACACCAAGCUCACCAUGGACCUCGGCGGCGGCAGCACCGACAUCACGGCCAGGGCCACCACGUCCCUGCCCAGCUUCAGCACCUUCAUGGAGGGCUACCACGAAGCCAAGCCCUCCUGUCAGUACCAAAUGCAACCCCCGGGGCCGCGACCCUUGAUCAAGAUGGAAGAGGGCCACCCGCACAGCUAUCACCACCCCCAUCUCUCCCACCACCACCACCACCAUCACCACCACCACCACCACCAUCCCCAGCAGCAGCCGCAGCCGCAGCCAGAGCCAUCCAUCCCGCCCUCCUCCUCCGGGCAGGAGGACGAGGUGCUGCCCAGCACGUCCAUGUACUUCAAGCAGUCCCCGCCGCCCACCCCCACCACGCCGGGCUUCCCCCCGCAGGCCGGGGCGCUGUGGGGGGAGGACGCGCUGCCCGCGGCGCAGGGCUGCCUGGCGCCCGGCCCGCUGCUCGACCCGCCGCCGCCCAUGAAGGCGCUGCCCGGCGGCGCGCGCUUCCCGCUCUUCCACUUCAAGCCCUCGCCGCCGCACCCCGCGCCCAGCCCGGCCGGCGGCCACCACCUCCCCUACGACCCGACGGCCGCCGCCGCGCUCAGCCUGCCGCUGGGGGCCGCCGCCGCCGCGGGCAGCCCGGCCGCCGCGCUCGAGGGCCACCCGUACGGGCUGCCGCUGCCCAAGAGGACAGCCGCGCUGGCCUUCCCGCCGCUCAGCCUCGCGGCCUCCCCCGCCGCCGCGGCCGGCCUGCUCGGGGAGAGCCCCGGCCUGCCGUCGCCCCCCAUCCGGAGCUCGUCCUCCGGCGAGGGCACGUGCGCCGUGUGCGGGGACAACGCCGCCUGCCAGCACUACGGCGUGCGCACCUGCGAGGGCUGCAAGGGCUUCUUCAAGAGAACGGUGCAGAAAAAUGCAAAAUAUGUUUGCCUGGCAAAUAAAAACUGCCCUGUAGACAAGAGACGUCGAAACCGGUGUCAGUACUGUCGUUUUCAGAAGUGUCUCAGCGUCGGAAUGGUUAAAGAAGUUGUCCGUACAGAUAGUCUGAAGGGGAGGAGAGGUCGGCUGCCUUCAAAACCAAAGAGCCCGUUACAGCAGGAACCUUCUCAGCCCUCUCCACCUUCUCCUCCGAGCUGUAUGAUGAAUGCCCUCGUCCGAGCUUUAACAGACUCAACGCCCAGAGAACUUGAUUAUUCCAGAUACUGUUCCUCCGACCAGGCUGCUGCAGGCACAGAUGCUGAGCAUGUACAACAGUUCUACAACCUCCUGACAGCCUCCAUUGACGUCUCCAGAAGCUGGGCAGAAAAGAUCCCUGGAUUCACUGAUCUCCCCAAAGAAGAUCAGGCAUUACUUAUAGAAUCAGCCUUUUUGGAGCUGUUCGUUCUCAGACUUUCCAUCAGGUCAAACACUGCUGAAGAUAAGUUUGUAUUCUGCAAUGGACUUGUCCUGCACCGACUUCAGUGCCUUCGUGGAUUUGGGGAGUGGCUCGAUUCCAUUAAAGACUUUUCCUUAAGUUUGCAGAGCCUGAACCUUGAUAUCCAAGCCUUAGCAUGCCUGUCAGCGCUGAGCAUGAUCACAGAACGACAUGGGUUAAAAGAACCAAAGAGAGUGGAGGAGCUAUGCAACAAGAUCACAAGCAGCUUGAAGGACCACCAGAGCAAGGGGCAGGCCUUGGAGCCCCCGGAGCCCAAGGUCCUGGGAGCCCUGGUAGAACUGCGCAAGAUCUGCACCCUGGGCCUCCAGCGCAUCUUCUACCUGAAGCUGGAAGACUUGGUGUCCCCACCUUCCAUCAUCGACAAGCUCUUCCUGGACACCCUGCCUUUCUGAGGAGGAGCCGCCUGAGCAGGGAGCCGCCUCCUCUGCCCGCGAGCUGCUUGCUGAGCAGCAAAGGGUGGGGUCUGGACACCUACCAUUCCUGUCCUUCCUUCAGAGAAAAAAAAAGCAGCUCCUGACAAAAUGAAAGACUUUUUUCUUUUUCUUUUUUUCUUCUGGCACUUUUCCUUACAACCUAAAGCCAGAAAACGUGCAGAGUAUUGUGUUGGGGUUGUGUUUUAUAUUUAGGCUUGGGUUUGGGGUGGGGAGGGGGUUAUAGUUCAUGAGGGUUUUUUAAGAAAUUGCUAACAAAGCACUUUUGGAUAAUGCUAUCCCAGCAGGGGGAAGAAGAAAAAAAAAAAAAGGAUAGCAUAACUGUUUGAAAACUGUUUCCGGAGGAUACAAUUAUAGUUUCUUUGUAUUAAAAAACAAGAACAGCCAAGGGUUGUUCGCCAGGGUAGGACCUGUCUUGAGAUGAUUGCUUUAGAAUAUACUUUCCUGUAUCAAAGGGUACGUAUGUGGUGCAAACAAGGCAGAAAUCCCCUCAUCUUAAUUUCUUUCUUCCUUUAUAUUUUAACCAGUGGUGAAAGAUGGACGAUAACCUAUACAUCAGACAUCGCAAAGUGAUAAUGGCUGUUCGCUUCCAUAUACAAGUGCAAUUUUUAAAGUGCUGUCUUACUACGUCUUGUCUAUUAGCUCUCCUUUAUUUUAUACAGAAAUAAAAAGGAGGCACGUUAGCAAAGGACAAGUGCUAAUUUCCUAGCAGAGGUUUUUGUCUACCUGCCCUCUAGAUAGAACCCUUCUGAGGUAUGGUCCAUCCAAUAUUUCAGGCCAUUCUUACGGAUCCAGAUCCCUGCCCUGGCUGUCCAGCUGUCCGGAAGGGGGCUCAGAUGAUAAGGUGGAUGGCAUACAACUGUUUAGUUCCCUCAACUUCCUUCAGGUAUAGCAACUGACCGACACCGUCAUGCAGAAGCCCAGCUGUGUUCAGUGAGUCUCACGUGUUUGGUCCCUAGGUAAGAACAUGCAAAAAAAAAAAAAAAAAAAAUAGGAACUGGAUCACACAGGGUAAACACCAGGGGUAAUAAGGUUUUUAAUAUGUACAACUUAAUGUUUGUUAUCAGUGACAAAGACAAUGAUGGAGAGUAAGCAAGUCUUAUUUUUUAACAAGUAGUAUGAAUGUGAGUGCCGGAAGGAUCCAUGGGCUGCGUUUCAACAUUCCGUGCUCGUACUCCCUUUUGUAUGUUUAUACUGUUCAAUGCCAUAUUCCUGUGAGGUAAUUUGUUGCCUAGUGUUCUUAUUUGUAUAAAACAUUUGUAUGCACGUUAUAUUGUAAUAGCUUUGCCUGUAUUUAUUGCGAGACCACCAGCUCCUGGAAGCUGAGUUAAAUGGGGUGUUCACAGUGACUGGGAUACGCCAACUAGAAAUUAAAUAAGCAAAUUAUAUAUAAAUAUAGCAGGUUACAUAUAUAUAUAUUUAUAAUGUGUCUUUUUAUUAACCAUUUGUACAAUAAAUGUUACUUCCCAUGCGGUUAUUUUAUGGUUCAUUUGCAGUGACUUUUAAGGCAGUACUGUUGAGCACUUUGAUAUUAAAAAUUUUGCUUACGUUUUGCUAAAUUCAAAUAUAAUGUUUGAAGAUUUCUAGUCUAAAAGUCUUUAUAUUAUAUAUUCUGUACCAAGUCAAAAUAUGUUUGGCCAUUUUGCUAAGAAACCAACUUUGAAUGUCAAACUGAUGUCACAGUAGUUUUUGUUAGCUCUGAGUCAUUUUUGCUUUUUAAAGGAAAAAUAACAAAAUUAUGCUGUUUAUAUUGUCAUUAAAUUAUACAAUCAAACAGAUGCCAAAUGAAUUGCCUAACUGCUGCAAAGAAGAAUCCAGAUAGCAAACCAUAUAUGUUUUUCCCCCCAAGAGUCAUUCUGACAGUUGAUCAUAUGUUUAUGUGAGCUUUUAUGAAAGAUUAUUAUUUUUAUAUCGAGAUGAUAGCAUCUGGAAUAUUAGGAUCUUGGAAUGGUAAAAUUUGGAAAGGGCCUGACUUGUCAGCUAGUCCACCCCAACCCCAAAAUUCAUAGAGGAGAGAAUGGACCCAGCAAAGGCUAAAGAGUUAACCAAGGUCUAAGAGCUAGUACCAGAAUCAAGUCUAGGACCUAAGUCUCUUUUCCAUAGUCUUUUUACUCAACUUACUUCAUCUAUAGGAAAACAGGCUUUUUAAACUAACCAGAAAUACUUAUAUUUUACCUAACAAUAACCGUGAGUAAAGUACUUUUUGCAUUACUUUUUUUUUCUUCAGCUUAUAUGUGAACAUAAUAAGCAUUAUUCAAUAUCAGGAAAGCUAACAUUUCAUAUAAGGUAGCUUCAGACCAAAUUCAAGUUGAAUUUGAAUGAGUUAGACAUACUGUGCAUACAUAAUCCUUUCGUGCACCAUUAGUAUUGGAAAGUCAGUCCUUGUUUUUUUUUGUCAUGUCUGAAAAAGAAAAGAAAAAGAAAACACAGAGCUCUAGAGGAAUGCUGUUCCUUUUCAUUUUUACACCCAUCAGAUUUAAGGAAGAAGACCUUUUAAUUGUAAUAUCGAUUGGUUGGAAGCAAUGAAGAAGAUUCUUAGUGAGAGACCCAGACACUUAAUGCUGAAAACAAAGAUAGCCAGCGUUCUGCUGUCUUCCAUAGUCAUUGCAACUAGGAGAGCCUGGGGAGACUCCCACGCCAUCUAUCAACUCUUUUUUUGUCUUUAUGUGGAUACACAAGUUUAUACGGAGUGGAUGACCUAACUAGCUCAGAAGAGGACAGCAAGAAUUAAAGCAGGUGAUUCCUCCCGUGGCGGGGGAGAGCUCUCAGCGUGAAGAGGCCUCCUGUGGGCAGAAGUCAGGAAUCCACCAGCUGUUAGUGGAGAGUGCCUUGCUUUCAUUUCAGACAGCAGAGUUUUCCAGAGUUGCUCUGCCCCUCAAACAGCAUUGCUCUUUAGUAUGUGUUUAACCUGUGGUUUGAAAGAAAUGCUCUUGUACAUUAACCAUGUAAAUUUAAAUGAUUAAAUUAAAUUACAUUUUAUCAAUG